This is a messenger RNA of Ochlerotatus camptorhynchus, 844 nucleotides long. RefSeq names its product cysteine desulfurase-like. The record is from RefSeq and is a predicted model, not a curated record. The transcript has a single exon. Gene Ontology annotation, cellular component: cytosol; mitochondrion; nucleus. Gene Ontology annotation, biological process: iron-sulfur cluster assembly. Lineage: Eukaryota; Metazoa; Arthropoda; Insecta; Diptera; Culicidae. Gene Ontology annotation, molecular function: cysteine desulfurase activity. The coding region runs from base 49 to 639 and encodes 196 amino acids.
ACUAGAUUAUGCAUAAGAACGUCGUGAUAAUGAAAGAGCAAAGUUUGUAUGUUUGGGAGCCUCUCGCAUUCAACUCGCAUUCGUCCUCGAGUUCGUGUGGAAGCCAUUCAGAGCGGAGGUGGCCAGGAGCGUGGCAUUCGAAGUGGAACCGUUCCGACUCCACUGGUCGUUGGAUUGGGGGAAGCCUGUGAAAUCGCUAGCCGUGAAAUGGAGUACGAUCACAAAUGGAUGGAGUUCCUCUCGAAACGCCUGAUGGACCAAAUCUUCGCAUCGCUACCGAAAGUCAUCCGCAAUGGCGAUCCAGUUCAUUCUUAUCCCGGAUGUAUCAAUCUGUCGUUUGCAUACGUUGAGGGUGAAUCGCUGUUGAUGGCGCUGAAAGACGUUGCCCUCUCGAGUGGGUCGGCUUGCACUUCGGCUUCGCUGGAACCGUCGUAUGUGCUGCGUGCGAUUGGUGCCGACGAAGAUCUGGCUCACAGCUCGAUUCGCUUUGGCAUCGGACGGUUUACCACCAUCGAGGAAAUCGACUACAUAGCUGAAAAGUGCAUCAAGCACGUGACUCGACUCCGAGAGAUGUCCCCGCUGUGGGAGAUGGUCCAGGAAGGUAUCGACAUCAAGUCGAUCCAGUGGUCGCAGCAUUAGAGCGGACGGGUCGGGGCAUAUUUUAAAGAGAGAUUUGAUUUUGUAUGUUCUGCUGUGUAUGGUUGAAUUCAGUGAGGGUUUUUUUUUAAUUGUUAAUCAUUGAUUGUGUUAUUAACACAUCCACUUUUGGUAGUAAGUAGGUAUUGAGACGAGAGAAAAAUAAUGUAUAGCUUUGCUACAUAUGCUAUUAGAGACAGCAAUAAAU